UUCUUCGACAGAAACGGGAGAUGUGUUCGAAGCCUCCGCCGAAACGGGAGGGGAGGGGGUGCGGUGCGUUCACAUUCCUGUGGGAUGAGUUUCCUCCGCGUGCGUCACUCCACCACGGUCGCGAGCUUCACCAGGAGGACGCGUCUUUUCCUCACUUUCAGCUCGGACGCCUUCGGGGCUGGACGUAUACGUACCUCCGCUACUUCACACAGCGUUAAAAAAAAAAAAACCUCAGUUUUACUAUGUAGCUGGGUGAAGACAGUGGGCGAAGUGAAGGAGAACAGCGGCUUUCCGUCGUGCGGUGGUGUUUUACCGAAGGAACCAGGCGAAGUUUGGGCGCUGUACGAGGGCCUCGUCGUGCCUCGGCAACAGGUUUUCCGUUUUAACGAAGCGAAGGAGCGCACAUUCGUGUUCGACCGGAUCGGGAACCGGACUAUUUCCAGAACCACACGGAUUUGAUCCUCCUGAGAAGGUUCCAGUGCAGCGUCGAUCCAGCCUGGUCCAGGUCUCUAGUACUGUUCGAACACGCUCUGCCCUUUUACCUCAGCUCAGGACGGGAAUUCACCUCAGACGGGUAUAAAUGCGGUACGAAGCUAAAAUGAUGCCGAUGUUUCUGACUGUGUACCUCAGCAACAAUGACCAGCAUUUCACAGAGGUGCCAAUUACACCGGAGACUGUUUGCCGCGAUGUAGUGGAACUGUGUAAGGAGCCGGGUGAGGAAAACUGCUACCUGGCCGAGAGGUGGCGUGGUUCAGAGCGAGCUGUUGGUGACAACGAGCGAAUGCUGGAUAUACUGCAGCAUUGGGGCCCGCAGAGGUCAGAGGUGCGAUUUUUCCUGAGGCAUGAGCGGGUGCCCGGCCGUGAGUCAGCAGGUGGAUCCAGGGGACAGGAUCAUACAGUCAAAAGGAAUGGGGUGAAGACCCCGAUGGACAGACGGAUGGAGAACGGGGUAUCUGGGCCUCGCAUGGACAUGACACUGGCUGAGCUGCAGGAGAUGGCUACCAGACAGCAGCAGCAAAUCGAAGCUCAGCAGCAGCUCCUGGCCUCCAAGGAGCAGCGGCUGCGCUACCUGAAGCAACAGGAUCAGCGGCAGCAGCACCAGGCAUCAGAGCAGGAGAAGCUCCAGCGGCUGCGUGAGAGGGCUGAGACUCAGGAGGCACGACUCAGGAAGGUGCGCUCCCUCAAGGGCCAGGUGGAGCAAAAGCGCCUGAGCAAUGGCAAACUAGUGGAAGAGAUUGAGCAGAUGAGCAGCUUGUUCCAGCAGAAGCAGCGAGAGUUGGUGGCAGCUGUGUCCAAGGUGGAAGAGCUCAGCAGGCAGCUGGAGAUGCUCAAGAACGGCCGCAUUGACGCCCUCCAGGAUGGUCAGGGGUCUGUAGCCGAGCUAGACCGUCUGUACAAAGAGCUCCAGCUGAGGAACAAACUGAACCAGGAACAAAAUGCCAAGCUGCAGCAGCAGAGGGAGAACCUGAAUAAACGCAACCUGGAGGUGGCAGCCAUGGACAGGCGUGUUGCAGAGCUUCGUGAGCGCCUCUGGAAGAAGAAGGCCACACUGCAACAGAAGGAAAACCUACCAAAUGGCUUUCCUGUUAAAGACAAGGCUUCAAAAGGCAAUCAUCACAAGCUCCCCCCGGAUGGACACCCACCUCAGCAGACUGGACCCUCACGGGUGGCAGCGGUGGGCCCCUACAUCCAGUCGUCCACCAUGCCCCGUAGCUCAGAGAGGCACGAGCAGCUGGUGAAGCCCACCUAUCCUGACGGUACUGCCACCCUGCCCGUUCAAGACGGUCCCUUCAAAGUGCAGGUCCGCAGUGCUACAGGAACACCGUCUACAGGAGUCAAGGGGUCUGAGUGGAGCACCAUCAGCACGGAGUCCAACAGCAGCCACGGCCAGUCCUCCACCCUCCCCCGCAUGCCAACCCGGACCUCUACAGAACAAGCAGAGGAUCCUGAGGUGCAAAAGAGGGAAAAAGAGAAAAAGCUCCGGCCCUUCUCCAUGUUCGAACCCACUGAGCCAGCUGCAGCUUCCCUGCGUAGAAACCAGAGCAGCGAGGAUCUUCUGAGAGAUGGCCAGAAUCAGGGAAAAGUUCCAGUUAAGGUGCCACCACCUGUACCUAGCAAGCCUAAACAGGUCAAUUUCCCCUCUGGGGCCCUCUCUGCCUAUGGGAAGCCAGGUCUGAAUGCAGGAACCUUCCCUGGUAAAGCCAAGCCUCCAGGGAUGAUGUCCCAGAGCCAUACGCUGCCGCUGCCCCCUAAGCAAGAGCCCCCACCAGCAGCAGCUGUGCGGCCCUUCACUCCAGAGCUGCCUACCCCCAAGGAACCUGGCUCUCAGGCAUUCCAGAAGCCUCAGACAGUAGCAGCUAGCUCCAUCUACUCCAUGUACACUCAGAGGCCCACACCUGUGAAAACCUUCCAGCCGGUCUCGCAGGGCUCCCUGCCACGGGGUUCUGGGCGCUCCAGCGCCUUUGUCAGCGUGUAUGGAAAGCCUGUCAUCCAAGGUGGUGUACAGCAGUCCCAAUACCCUGAGAAUCCCUAUGCUGAGCGCACCAGUACGGCUGAAGUGGACCAGGCUCCCAGCACCAGUGUUGGAGAGAACCAGGAGACAGAACGUGUCCCACGGCCACUUAGCCCAACAAAGCUGCUGCCAUUCAUCACCAACCCAUACCGGCACCAGAGCGAUGUUGAUCUGGAGGCGCUGCGAAAGAAGCUGGCCAAUGCCCCAAGGCCUCUGAAGAAGCGCAGCUCCAUCACUGAGCCUGAGGGCCCUGGUGGGCCCAACAUCCAGAAGCUGCUCUACCAGAAAACCACGCUGGCUGCCAUGGAGACAGUCACCACACCCCUGCCUGCCUCCCAACCCCGAGAGGAGGAUGAGGAGGAGUCUGAGGAAAGGGGGAGAAAAGCUGAAGCAGCCCCUCCUGAAGCUCCACCCCCUACCGAGACACUGCCUGCUGCUGAGACAGCCAGUCUGAAUGAUGAGGUGAUUUUGCCUCCACCACCCCCUUCUCGCCCAGCACCCACCCUAGAGGACACCCUAGGCCUGCUCCCUCCUCCCUCCACAGAGGAAGAAGAGUCCACUCUCACCCCUUCCACUGAUGACUUCCAGGAGGAGUUCCCACCAUACCCACCACCUCCUUACCCCAGUGGUGGGGAGCAGGAUAGCCUGGGGGAGGACACCUUCAGCCUGCAGCCUCCAGAGAUCACAGGACAGACCACCUUGCCGCCGGACAAGAGGACAAACCUGCGGAAGGCUGGCUCCGAGCGAAUUGCCCACAGCAUGCGGGUCAAGUUCAAUCCCUUGGCCUUGCUGCUGGACUCAUCCCUUGAAGGAGAGUUUGACCUGGUGCAGAGGAUCAUCUAUGAGGUGGAGGACCCGAGCCAACCCAAUGACGAGGGCAUCACCGCCCUGCACAACGCGGUCUGUGCUGGCCACACCGAGAUCGUCAAGUUCCUGGUGCAGUUCGGAGUCAAUGUCAACGCGGCAGACAGCGAUGGCUGGACACCCCUGCACUGUGCUGCCUCCUGCAACAAUGUGCAGGUCUGUAAGUUCUUGGUGGAGUCUGGGGCAGCUGUGUUUGCUACAACCUACAGUGACAUGCAGACUGCAGCAGACAAGUGUGAGGAAAUGGAGGAGGGCUACACCCAGUGCUCCCAGUUCCUAUAUGGCGUGCAGGAGAAGAUGGGCAUCAUGAACAGAGCUGUGGUUUAUGGCCUGUGGGACUAUGAGGCUGAAAACGAUGAUGAGCUGUCAUUCAAGGAGGGUGACGGCAUGACGGUGGUCCGACGGGAGGAUGAAGAUGAAGUAGAGUGGUGGUGGGCUCGUAUGGGGGACAAGGAGGGGUAUGUCCCCCGAAACCUGCUUGGGCUUUACCCAAGGAUCAAGCCACGGCAGAGGAGUCUAGCUUGAGUGCUGUCGAUCCAGAAGCACUUCAGCCGCAGCUCAUGCUGCAUUGCAGAUGAUCAGAAGCACUGUGGCAGCAGAUCUACAGACUGCCAAAAUAGGGACUUGACCAGAAGAGAUAAAAGGAUACAAGGACAACUAAAAUGAGAGCCAAACUCAUGAAGGGUUUUGACCUACAGAACGUGACUCUAAGGACCGUGGACCACGGACUGAUUUUCUUGGCCUAUGGCUAGAUGUCGUCAGUCUUUUUUUUUUUUUUUUUUUU
This is a messenger RNA of Scleropages formosus (Asian bonytongue), 4160 nucleotides long. RefSeq names its product tumor protein p53 binding protein, 2a (gene tp53bp2a). NCBI's taxonomy places the organism in Eukaryota, Metazoa, Chordata, Actinopteri, Osteoglossiformes, Osteoglossidae. Gene Ontology annotation, cellular component: nucleus. The record is from RefSeq and is a predicted model, not a curated record. Gene Ontology annotation, molecular function: p53 binding. Gene Ontology annotation, biological process: regulation of apoptotic process; signal transduction. Bases 581 to 3901 code for a protein of 1106 amino acids. The transcript is spliced from 20 exons.